Messenger RNA from Orbilia oligospora ATCC 24927, 1521 nucleotides. RefSeq lists its product as uncharacterized. The transcript is spliced from 2 exons. Gene Ontology annotation, cellular component: cytoplasm. Lineage: Eukaryota; Fungi; Ascomycota; Orbiliomycetes; Orbiliales; Orbiliaceae. The record is from RefSeq and is a predicted model, not a curated record. Gene Ontology annotation, molecular function: calcium-dependent phospholipid binding; calcium ion binding. Bases 1 to 1521 code for a protein of 506 amino acids.
AUGUCAUACCAGCAGUACCCAGGCGGCUAUGGCGGCCCUGGUGGCCAGCCCCCUCCACAAAACCAAUAUGGAUACCCCCCGCCAAAUUAUGCUCAACCUCAAGGGGCCCCUCCAGUCCCUCCACAUCCGUCAGGGUUCCCACCGGCCCAGAAUCAAGGUUCAUACUACCAACCCGGUGGUUCGGCAAAUACCUAUUUCGAUCCCAAUUCUGCACCACCGCCCCCUGGGCCAUAUGGCCAGGGAUACGCACCAUCUCCGCAGCCAAAUUACCCACAGCCAGACUAUAGCAAUAACAGGGCAUCCUACCCCCAGCAGCCACAAAAUGGCGGAUAUGGCGCUUACCCACCUAACCAACAAGGUCCAGGUGGUUAUGGCCCCCCACCGCCCCAGCAACAACCUUUUGGUGGCUACGGUGGCCCACCAAACGCGCCAUAUGGUGCACCACCUCCCGGCCCCUAUAAUAAUAGUCAAUAUCCGCCCCAAAACCGACCGCAAUUCCCCGGCCAAUUCCAACCCGGUUUCGGUGUCCCAUCACCGGGCUAUGAAGAACCACCUCAAUGCAAUCCCAUGCAAUACGGCCAACAAGCCGACGAACUUCGAAGGGCCAUGAAAGGAUUUGGCACCGACGAGGCUACACUGAUCCGUGUUCUUGCACAGCUCCAAACACCAUUUGCAAUUUACAGCGUACAGCGUGCAUUCAGCCAAAGACAUGGUCGGGAACUCCUGACCGAUCUUAAAAAGGAGACGAGCGGGAACUUUCGUGAAACAUUAUUAUCCGUAGCUCGAGGUCCGCUUAUGGAGGAAGUACAUGCAAUACAUGAUGCGAUUCACAGACCUGGAACUACAGAGUCGGUCUUAAACGACGUACUGUUAUGUCGCUCACCGCCAGACCUGGAUGCCAUUAAGAAAGCCUACACGCGUACAUUUUCUCGAGAUCUUGAAGCAGAUGUUCGUGGCGAUCUUUCGCUGAAGACGGAAACUAUGUUUGUAUUUGCACUUGGAAAUAGAAGAGCAGAUGAAAGUGCACCAGUGGAUAUCGCACAGGCGGAGAAGGACGCUUAUAACAUCCAAAUGGCAAUCGAGGGUGUUGGUACAUCUGGUAUUUCGGGUGUAUUUGGUGGAGCACACCAAGAGGCAGUCUAUAGCACCAUCUUGUUAAAGAAUGAUGCACAGAUCGGAGCUAUUGCGCACAGUUAUGAGAGAAUGUAUAAUCGUCGAUUGGAUGUGAUGAUUGAGAAGAAAUUCAGUGGCCACAUGCAACAAGCCCUACUCUAUGCUGUCCGAGGAGGAAUGGACAAGGCAUUACGUGAUGCAGUGCUGUUAGAAGAUGCUAUGAAGGGUCUCGGGACAAGGGACUCUCUACUGAUCCAUCGGAUCGUAAAAUAUAGAUGGAACAAAGCACAUUUCGACAACGUAAAGCGUGCCUACAAGGAAACCUAUCGCCGAAAUCUAGAAGACAGGGUACAUGGUGAGACAAGUGGCGAUUAUAGAAAAUUUCUAACGGCAUUGGUAAUGAGCUAA